ACUUGAUCGAGAAAUGAGGACUGGACAAGAAAGUGGCUCACGACUAUAAAACCAACUCACACAUCCACCAUAACGCAUAUCUAAACAAUCCCCAUUGAUCACUGUCCGGCGCAGCGAGCAUCAUACAUUCUGGAGUCAUGUCCACAUUCGACAAUCUCAUUCAGGACUUGACUCGCGACGUAUGCAGAGUGCAACCCAAAGACGCUCUCCAGUUCUGCGCUAACUGGUUUCAGUCUCGGCUGGAAGAACAGCGGACGCGAACACGAGACGCGCUGCACCAACGUGGUCUUUCCACAGUUCAUGAAUUACCAUCCGAGUUCUAUUUGGACUCCCCUGUUAAUGUCGGCCCUCGUAACUCUACACCCACCCCCAUUUCUCCAUUCUCUCAGGUACCUCAGCGUCGUGCAUCCUCGCUCCAUUCAGGUUUCUCGCACAGUCCGUUUGGGACUCUCAAUGUGCCAGGAAAUGCUCUUCUGUCCUUAGACACAAACGGGGCGCCCAAUGGCAUGCUUGCUCCGACGUUCACCCUUGAUGGACGUGAACUGCCCCCAACCUCACCACUAACCGCUGAUCCCAACGCAUUCGCACGGUAUGAUGUGUCUUCAACGCCGACCAUGUCUAAUUCGCUCUCUCUGGGCCUGGGGGAUUACCUCCAUGCACCAUCAUCAACCAUUCUGGCACGUCGUGUGUCCGUCAGUGCUGAGCCUAUCGCAGUAGACAGUGGUCAUGACGACCCACUCCCCGUAUAUCCCAAGACAGCCGACCAACUUCGCCGUAUAAAGUCAUCCAUUGCAGAUAAUUUUAUUUUCCGUGAUCUUGACGAGGAGCAGGAGACUGGCGUGCUCAAUGCAAUGCAAGAGAGUCAUGUCCCCACAGACCAUGUGAUUAUUCGGCAGGGAGAUGUAGGAGAAUACUUCUACGUCGUCGAAUCAGGACUUUUCUACUGCUACAUCCAUCCUGGACCACUACCGCCGACAUGGCUAGCGGAUACGGCAAACCAUUCCUCGCAGCCCGAAAAAUUCCUCCAGCCAGGAUAUCAUCCCGUCUUUGGUCGGAGAGUUUCAGAAUGCAAGCCUGGAACUUCUUUCGGCGAGCUUGCGCUAAUGUAUGGACAUCCACGUGCGGCGACCGUGCAGGCAAUUGAGCCCUCCACUGUCUGGGCUCUUGACCGCACCACUUUCCGCACAAUCAUUCUGAAAGCAGCUCACAGGCGCAGGACGAUGUAUGAGCAUUUCCUCUCCAGUGUUCCUCUCUUGUCCUCCCUUGAACCAGGAGAGCGUAGUAAAAUCGCAGACGCAUUGGUCAGCAAAGUACACCCCGAUGGAGAGGCGGUUCUUCGGCAGGGAGAGAUGGGAGACACAUUCUUUUUCGUAGAGGAGGGGGAGGCUAUUGUUACCAAGACGCAACAAGGAGAGGAGGGUGAGUACCGCGAGAUUACAGUGGGCCGGCUGAAAAAGGGUGACUAUUUCGGCGAGUUAUCUUUGCUCCGACUUGAGCCUAGGGCGGCGACGGUGAGCGCAGUGCACCGGGCGGAUCCGUCGCAGUCCAAGUUGAAGGUGGCGGCAUUGGACACGGAUGCAUUCACGCGACUUCUUGGACCUCUUCGAGAGAUCAUGGAGAGGAAAGCUGGAGAGAGUUAUGGACUUUCUUCCAGAUUAAAUCAUUGAUGAGAGAGUUUUUGAUGUAUUCUUUUUUGACUUUAUAUACCCCCCGUGUCUUAUAGUGAAAAUAUUGUAUCCUCAGAAUCAGACAAUUAACUUUGACCUCGGGUUGUAUUCAACGUA
Suillus clintonianus is the source of this 1784-nucleotide messenger RNA. RefSeq names its product cyclic nucleotide-binding-like protein. Gene Ontology annotation, molecular function: cAMP-dependent protein kinase regulator activity. The transcript has 3 exons. NCBI's taxonomy places the organism in Eukaryota, Fungi, Basidiomycota, Agaricomycetes, Boletales, Suillaceae. The coding region runs from base 138 to 1667 and encodes 509 amino acids. Gene Ontology annotation, cellular component: cAMP-dependent protein kinase complex; nucleus. The record is from RefSeq and is a predicted model, not a curated record. Gene Ontology annotation, biological process: regulation of protein phosphorylation.